CGCGGGCAGCAGCGCUCGGGAGCGGCGCCGGCCCCGCUGUGCGCGAUGGCCCCGGAGCGCGGGGAGCGGGCGCUGCCCGCCGGCACCGAGGGGCUGCCCCGCGCGUUCCUGCAGAGCCUGCGCACGCUGUUCGACAUCCUGGAUGACCGGCAGCGGGGCUACGUGCACUUGCGGGAGAUCGAGUCGCGCUGGCGCGGCGCGGAGGCGCGGGAGCUGCCUGCAGGGGUGAUGGCGGGGUUGCGGCGGGCGGCGCCGCCCAGCGGGUUCCUCACCUUCGAGCGCUUCGUGCUGGGGCUGCGCGCGGCCCUGCCCGAGGCCCCCGCCGACAGCGCCCGCCGCGGCGCCGAGCGGCCCCCGAGCCCCCGCGGGGCCGGGCAGAGGGGACCGGGGCAGCCCCGCGGCGGAGGUGGUGAUGCUAAGGCUGCUGGCCAAUCCCAGGGAGAUGGUAGCCACCCAGGGGCUGGGGACACUCGAAGGCAUCAGAGGGGACGUGCGGAACACCGGAGGCACACCAUCACCAAUGGCGUGGACUUCAGUGUGCUGAAGCACAUGAAGGAGCUGGAACAGGAGAAGGAUUUCCUGCUGCAGGGUCUGGAGCUGGUAGAGCGCGCCCGGGAGUGGUACCACCAGCACAUCCAGCUCAUGCAGGAACGCCAGAGGCUUCUAGGGAAGAACAAAACCAGUGCUGAGUUCCUUCCUGAGGGCAGCCAGAGCCACCUGGGGUGCCUGGUCCCCAAGCUGCAGGAGGUGAACCGCUCCCUGGGUGACCUCCUUUCCACUGUCGGCAAGCCAGCAAACCCCUCCUCAGCUCUGAGCAGGCCGGUCGCCACGACGUCCCCAGCCUCAUCAGGCUCCCAACAAGCCAUCAACAUGCUGAAGGAGCAAAACCGGCUCCUCACCAAGGAGGUGAGCGACAAGAGUGAACGCAUCACCCAGCUGGAGCAGGAGAAAUCUGCUCUAAUCAAGCAGCUCUUUGAGGCUCGUGCCCGCAAUAACCAUGAAACAAGCCAGCUGGACUCCACUUUCAUCUAGCACUCUGCUCUACAUCGUUGAGCUUCCCGGGGCUCUAAUGGGACUCUUGCCCAGAACCCACCGCACCCAUUGCUCCAGAUGUUGUAUCUUGAGGUCUGGAGCUGCCAGUGGCAUCACUGCAGGAGGAAGCUGGGAAGGUGUUUCGCUGACCCUACCUGGGGAGCACCCUUGCACUGCUCUCUGCUGGGCUUUCCAGCCGUGCUGCUCUCAAGCUGCUCUUUUUCUAUUUCAAAAGACUGCAGGGAUUAAAGCCCCAGUCCCCAUGAUCCCUGGUGUGCCGGGGAAGCAGCUGCUGCCCCUACUGCUCGGGCAGAGGGAGCUGCCGUGCCCAUGGGCCUGACUUAGGCUGAAGUUUGGCUGCUCUUGGAAAAAGUAAUGCAUCUUCAACGCUCUGGGCAAGCCUCGCCUUUGCAUGGUGGCUUGGCCCCUGCUUGUCCUGCUGUUGGAAGACAAGAUUGAAAAUCCAGUGGGAUAUGUCUGGCCCCGCUCUGCUGCCUGAGUUCUGCCUGAUGAUGAGGCUAUACUGGGCCAGCACAGUGCCCAAGCUGGUGCUCCUCCUGGCGUAAUCCCUCCUCCCAGUCUGCGGUAGAGAUGCCAUAGUCACUGUUUACAUGUCUGCAGGCUCCAGUAGUUAAUGAGCCAUAGACCCAGACGAGGUCGCCCGUACUUCUGAGCUGCUCUUUCAGGCUGUGUGCGGAUGGAGGCAGACACUUCUGGUUUAUAUUUUUUGGUGACAGGUUUAUAUUUUUUUAACAAUGACUUUAAAAGCAGAGGUGCUGUCUUACAGCGCAAGAACGCUGGCACAAGCCUGGUUUCACAGAGGGGCUUUAGGACAAGGGUUUGUAUUUACUGCACGUGGGUGACUGAGCAGAGGCUAAUGGGCUUUUUCAUUUGCACAUCUCCAAGUGGAGAACUGGCAGCUUUGCCUGUCCUGGUGGUGGGUGCUGUCUUCCAGGCGUGACAGCCUGAGUGUGAGCUGUACCCCUCUCCUGGUCUCCUGGGGUGGUGGUCCAAAUGUGAGUCACGUUAGAUCGGUGCAUCUCCGGAUACCUCCUGCCCACCCAGCUCGGUGAUGCCACCUGAGCUGACCAAAGUCUUCCCCUGUGGCUUAGUACUAGGGAUUUAUGGUACUUUUAGAGGAGAUCUUUGCGACACUCCCCCACCCCGCCAUGUAGCAGAGGCCUGGCCCUCCAUAUAUCCAAGACCAGGACCUUUCUCUCCAGCAUUGAUUCAAGCUCUGACUUCCCUGACGCAAUGCUAUGGCACAAAGCACUGAGCUGGGCAGAAGGUGCAUGGUCUGCCCUGCCCUGGGCACCAUGCAGACGAGUUCCUUUCUCACUACUGUUCUAAUCUGUCCCAUCCAGCUCCUCUCUGAGAUGGAUCUUGACCUGAAUCUCACUGAAAGGCAUGAAUCCUUGUGCCUGCCCUCAUGUCUGCUGCGCUGUGGGUGUCAGCAGGGUGCCAGGGUGGGAGAGGAGGAGCGAGGCCAUGGCUAGCCCUGUCCCCUGUCUGCAGGAGUAAGGUGUUAGUUGUCCUCUGGGCAUUGGUGCCCACCGCUGGUGUCCAGUGCCUGUUUUGCCUGAGGUUUAAUUCAAAGUGACCGUCUUUAUGAGGAGGGUCUGUAGGGGUAAUAAAGUGGGGUGAACUAUUUAUCCUUGUGUCUCUCUGCCUAAAUCUGCCCGUCUACUGCUGUGAGCUUUGGAGUGCCUGUCUGUCCUCUCCCAUGGCGUGUGGUGGGAGCUGAGGCUGCACAUUGACGGCUUAAGCACAAGGAGCCCAGGGCAUCUGCUCCGGGCUGUGUUCCCAUGCCCUUUCCUGUCCCUCCUGGGCUUCCCUGUGCUCUGUGCUGGGGACCUCCAAUCUCUCCUGGCUGCUGUGGGAAGGGGUCAUGAAGCCACCAGCACCCGUUGUAGUGCUUGUAGCUUCAUCUGGCAGCUCCUCCAGAAGCUGUGCUGGGGACUCCUACUCCUCAGGCCAUGCUGGUGCCGUUCACAACUUCUUAUUUCUUUCCAAGCUCCCUCUCUCGGAGCUGGCCCCGAGGAGGCCGUUGGGAAUCUGAUGCUCUGCAGUCGCUCCUUGCUGGAGGGGACCUGGCUGGCCCAGUACCUGCGGCACAUCCUGCUGUGGCACAUCUUGCUGUGACACCUGCUCGGGGUGAGCCCAGGGCUCCACGGCAGCCAGAGGCACCUUCCUUGGGCCCCCAGUGCCCUGCAGAGCCCACCAGGGCUGAGCUGCCCGUGCCACCCCUGCCAGGACAGGGACUGCAGCCAAGUCCCCCGCAGCUGGGAGAGAGAUCUUUGCUGCGGCCUCUUUUAAGUGGUGUGAGAGCAACCACGCGUCCCGGACAGGGCCAGGGGGGAGCAGCCGAUAAUUGCCCUCAGUUCCCAUUUCAUGUCUUUGCUUGGAUGCAAAGCCUGUGAGAGCUUUCAAAGGACAGAGAGGAUCAUUGUCCCUGCUCUGUGCAGAGCCAGGGCAGCUCUCCUCGUGGUCCAGGGCACUGUCCUGGCCGUGGGCUGGCAGGGCUGGCCCUGGGCUCCCUUCCCGUGGGGCUGCUGGCCUUGUCCUGGCUGCACUGCUUCUGGGUCCCACUCGUGCCUGACCGUCUUUGGUCUGGGCUGUGUCCACUCAGGCACCAUGAACACUGGGGCUGUCACCUCUGUAGUGAUGCUCCGGGAGCCACCAGACCUGGAAUGGUAGCCACUGAAAUGAUGUGCUGGGUGACAUGGGUGGAUAUCUUCCCUUCUCUUCAGCCUCUGCACCUGCUAGAGCUGGGUUUGCACAGAUCUGUGAACCUGCUGCUGGGGCUCUGGUCACAUCUGGAAACUGUUGCAUGAAGUCUGCAGUGGGAAUAACUGGAGAUGCUCCUUCCAACGCACCUCAGAGCAGCACCUCCACGCUCAAGGUGUUAAACCCAGGUGCAGCACCAUGUAGUCCGCACUCAUCUCACCAGGCAUUGACUGCAGUGCCAGGAAGAGAGCAUGUGGGAGUCCCUGCUGCUGGAGCCUUGUGAUGGAGGGACUGGUACUGGGAGCAGAGCGUGUUUGGCCCUCGUCUGAGCUCAGCACUGAGACGUGCCCUGCCCUCAAGCUGCCGCAGGGGAUGCAGGAUCUCAUCCUCUGUGUCCUCAGCCAUGUGGUUUGGGAAAGAUCCAGUCAGCCAGGUCUAUUUGUAGUUUCCCUCUCUUCUCCUGCCCAGCUCCAUGCCCUUCUCACGCCCUUGGAAGCUGGGCUGCGUGCCCAGCUACCCCCUGACAGAAGGGCCACUCUCCCGGCAGAGCAAUUAUCCCAAAUGCCAGCAGGAACAGAUGCAUCUUGGGGCCCAGCCUGUACGUUUUGUGCUUUUUUAUUUUCUUCCCUGCCACACGGUCAGAAUCUGCUCUGGCCACUGCAGGUCCGUGCUGCCCCGAGCAGUUUGCAGCAGCUCCAGCACCCAGCACACUGUCAGCAAACACGCUCUGCACCCACUUGCUUGCUCUUGCCCGUGCAAAUCCAGGGGAGAAGAACUGAGGAUCUGAAGACCUGGAGAAGCCCCCAGGGCCUGAAGCUGAGCCUCACCAGGACAGGGAGCUGGGCCAUGCAGGGAUGUCUUGGCUAAGGAGGUGCUUUGCCCAUCCCAGAACUGAGAGCUGGUACUGGGCACCUCUUGCUCAUCCCCUGGUGCGCUCAUCAGGUGGUCUCCUGCCCCAGUCCAUCCCCCCACCUUGUGGUCGCAGCCCUGCCUGUAACCCAGGCUCCAGCUCACCAGUGCUUUUCUCCUCUUGCCAGAGAUAAAACUGGCUGUGCCUUAGCAGCAUUACCUGGCGCGUGCUCCAUGCUCUCCGUUCCUCCUCCCUGGCAGCGGCCACAGGAGAGUUUUGGUUCCCACUGACACUUGAGGCACAGUGAAGCACAUAUGUGCACCCAAGUGGCAGCGGACAGGGUCUGUCCUACCCUCUGCAGCCCUGGGUGAGCCUCUGCUGCAGCAUCCCAGCUCAUUCCCAGGCGGACACCAGGGCCGCAGCUGUGCCAGGGGCCCCCAACAU
Messenger RNA from Cuculus canorus (common cuckoo), 5053 nucleotides. RefSeq names its product suppressor APC domain containing 2 (gene SAPCD2). Bases 46 to 1032 code for a protein of 328 amino acids. The transcript has 6 exons. The record is from RefSeq and is a predicted model, not a curated record. Lineage: Eukaryota; Metazoa; Chordata; Aves; Cuculiformes; Cuculidae.